CCAAGAUUGCUAUAUAUCAGUUGCCAAGUGACGGCGGAACGUCUCUCAGCUUCAAAACCACCUCGUUAAAGACAGUUGAACGAGACUAUCACCACUUAUAUCUUCCUCAACGCUACCGAAGCUACAAACACAGCCAACUUUCUUCCCCAAGAAAGAUUGUACGUUCCGUCAAAGCACUGCAAUCGCAGCGUGCCAACCAUUUCUAAACCAUAUCCGCCAUGAGUUCAGUCUCGUCUGGAAGCUCGGACUACGGUGACGCGCCACCUGGUUACAAGGAGGCAAUCGAUUCGGAGAGCUUCGUGUCACCAAGCGACAGUGGUAUAAUCAGCCAGCUCGACAUCCAAGCCAUUGGCUAUGACACAAACCAGGCCCUCACGGGCAACAAGCUGGAGGAUAUCCCGGUGUGCCGCGUUGGCUCAGGCGAGCUAGAGUACACCUCCGUCCGGCUAAAGAAGAGCUCCAACUCCUGCGCUCUCGUCCGCGGAUCCGACUCUAGCCAGACGCCUCUGAUAUCGACAAUCUACCGUUGGGGCCCCGGUCGGCGUCCCAGAAUGAGAAUCCUAGCACCGGGAACUACCGCCACGGUGGAAGAAGCCAUCAACUCGGACCACCUCGUCUGCGAGGUAGUCGAAGUCAAAAGCCGCAACAUAAUGUCGCGCACGCAAGAAUUCAAGACGUCUUUCGGCACCUUUGAGUGGCGCUACGGCGGGCGCGACGAGCGCAAGGAAGCCUCCAAGGCGUCCUCCCUCUUGGUCUUGGAACGCACUGACGACGCUGCCACGGCCUUGGCUGGUAAUAGUGGCAAGGUGGGCAAGCACGGCGUCCCGGUCGCUCAGCUUGUCCGCAACAAGGAGCUUCGUACCCAAGGCACGAGUCGCUGGAUGGGUGGCAAUGGCGGUCGUUUGAUCAUGAACCUUGGAAUGUGGGCGGAUGAUAAGAAAACGACUACCAAGGACGCCGAAGCUUUCAUCGUCGCCAGCUGUAUUCUCAUGCUCAAACGAGAGGCUGAUCGGUUCAAGGACAACACGAUUGCCGCCGUUGUCUGAGUCAGAUUAGAUCGGGCGUGUGUAUACGACGAGACGAUCUAUGAGGAGGCCUGUGAGCAGCGAAUAGUUAUUUCCCUUUUUACGACAUGGCGUCAGGUGCGGAGGGAAGUGCUCACAAAGAC
Colletotrichum scovillei is the source of this 1168-nucleotide messenger RNA. RefSeq lists its product as uncharacterized. The transcript has a single exon. The record is from RefSeq and is a predicted model, not a curated record. Bases 219 to 1046 code for a protein of 275 amino acids. Lineage: Eukaryota; Fungi; Ascomycota; Sordariomycetes; Glomerellales; Glomerellaceae.